Messenger RNA from Gryllus bimaculatus (two-spotted cricket), 657 nucleotides. NCBI's taxonomy places the organism in Eukaryota, Metazoa, Arthropoda, Insecta, Orthoptera, Gryllidae. The record is from the annotation of a GenBank genome assembly.
AUGCGCUGCGUCAGGCGACCAAGCUUCCUAACAAACUUACCGCGGCCAGUCAACGUCAAGGCAACGCCAUCGCCGGGAGUCCCCAGGGAGAUCACAUCUGAGCCCUCAGCCAUGCUGACGCUGCUAGAAAACCCAGAUCGUACGACGAGUAAUACAUUAUUACUGCCGGUACUGCGCCGGAUUGUUAACGUGCAGACAGCAAUUCAAGUACAGUCGGCGACGCGCGGGGACAGCGACUGCGUCGGGUGGGACACGGCACCUCAGCAUCGAAGAGCGUGGCAGGGGCGGGCGGGGGCCGGGGCCGGGCCAGGGACAGUGGGGCAGUUUCGCUCACCCACCGCGCCGCCGCCGUCGGCGCGUGAUGUAUCCUGCGCGCGAGGCCCCGCCAGCCCGCAGGGACAGGAGAGCGCGCAGCUACCGGGAAAGGGGACUGCUGAAACUUCCGCGAGUGCGCGGCUGCCCAUCCAGACACAAGAGUUGUUUGCUCUCGUGUGUGACGAGAAAAGCCGACAUUUUCUCGACAGAGGAUGCAAUUUAAUAGAUAUGUUCUUGAACGGGCAAUGGCUCGAAGCUGUGGGCUUUCUUCCACCUCACGAGCGAUCUUCCCAGACACGACAUUCUUCUCUGUUGACUGCCUGUGGGCUACUGAAUGAUUAA